AUGAGAAGAAUACCUUGGACUCGUCAGGAAGAUGAUCUUCUUAUUAACUUAUACCAUGAAUAUGGUCCUUUGUGGACUAAAAUCACCCAAUUGAUGGUUAAUAGAACGUCUCGGCAGUGUGCGGAGAGGUGGAACAAUACGCUCCGCCCUGGUAUCAAUACAGCUCCAUUUACCACUUCCGAGCGUAAUAUGAUUGUACAAUUAUACCAUAAUCAUGGUUCUCAAUGGAGCAAGAUUGCCUCACAUCUUCCUGGGCGUACACCUAGAAUGGUAAAGAAUUCAUGGUACUCUAUGCAACGAGCAGAGGCUACUCGUAUUCGUAAAAAAAUGUCCAUAAGAUUUCUGGUUAAUCAAAGACAAAGCCGACACCACCCAUACUAG
Messenger RNA from Paraglomus brasilianum, 381 nucleotides. The record is from the annotation of a GenBank genome assembly. NCBI's taxonomy places the organism in Eukaryota, Fungi, Glomeromycota, Glomeromycetes, Paraglomerales, Paraglomeraceae.